Molecule: messenger RNA, 678 nt
Organism: Hordeum vulgare subsp. vulgare (domesticated barley)
Lineage: Eukaryota; Viridiplantae; Streptophyta; Magnoliopsida; Poales; Poaceae
Product: casparian strip membrane protein 2
Exons: 3
Coding region: 1-636 (211 amino acids)
Source: RefSeq, a predicted model, not a curated record
AUGGGCUGUUUUCUUCAGACCUGGGAAACAGUUUUGAGUUUUGAUCAGUCCAGCAGCUUAAGAAAUAAUACCAGAAUGGACACCGGCGAGCAGGGUGAGACCUCCAAGGCACCCCUGAGCAAGGGGGUCAGUAGAGGGGUGUCCAUGCUGGACCUCAUACUCCGCGUCAUCGCGGUCGUCUGCACCCUCGCGAGCGCCAUUGCCAUGGGGACCACCAAUGAGACGCUUCCUCUGUUCACGCCGUUCAUCCAGUUCAAGGCGCGAUACAGCGAUCUCCCGGCUCUCACGUUCUUCGUGGUGGCAAAUUCUGUUGUCAGCGCCUAUCUCAUCCUUUCGCUCCCACUGUCAGUUGCGCACAUAAUUAGGAGCGGGGCUGAAUGUAGCAGGCUGGUCUUGAUCAUUUUCGACGCGGCAAUGCUAGCUCUGGUCACAUCAGCGUCAUCUGGAGCAACAUCUAUUGUCUACUUAGCACACAAGGGUAAUGUCAGGGCAAACUGGCUUGCUAUUUGCCAGCAGUUGGAUUCUUUCUGCGAGCGUAUCUCUGGCUCCCUGGCUGGCUCUUUUGUAGCCAUGGUUCUGCUGAUACUGCUCAUCUUACUCUCAGCCAUUGCCCUAGCCAGGCGCCAGACCGAAUAGUCCAUGAUUUGCUUCCUGAAGUAUAAGUGUGAUAUCCCCACA